AUGGUGGGGCCAACCCCUCUAUCCACGGGUUUAUCAAUCUGUCUUUCUCCAGCUUGGCACGAGAUCCAACCACUCAAUUCGACGCGUUGGACCAUGAACAGUGGUCGCACUCGACGCCUAUCGAGUUCGGACGACGACGUUCGACUGCCGUCCAAUGCCACAUACUUCGCCUUCGACGGCAGCAACUCCGAUCUGGCGAGACAGCUGUACCUGCGGGCCAAAGCUGGUGGCUCAGAGCAAAAGUACUCUGGUUUAGUACUACCGGGCGCAAUUCAGCGUCGUCUUGAGGACGUCGAUCUCGAGUGGGAUGACCUACCGGGCAUCGCCCAACGCGCGUUGCUGUGGGACUCGGGCUUCGGCGUCACAGUGGACAACAGGGUCGUCCAGAUAUGGACACUUGGCGGGCACUCCAUGAGCGACUUGGCCGUUCCACUUGACCAGUUCAGAGCUGUGGAAUGCGAGGAGACGAAUUGCACGCAGCCUGGCACGACCAUCGUGAGUCGAAGCAACUUGUACUGCAGCGGUACGCAGAUGCUCACUGCAGCUCGUUGCGUCGUCGAGGACUUCGAUGAAAGCGACAGGCUUCAUCUCGCCAUGUGGAUGACUGGUGGCAAUCCUACCGUGAUCCCGACGCCGCAAGUACGGAAACAUUCGUGGAAGGAUGACUUCAGCAACAUUUCAUACGUCGUCAUGGCUGUACACACGGUGGUUGGUGACGAUGAAGCCGCUUAUGGCGAGUGUCCCAAGGAACAAAACGGUGGCUAUGGAUCGCUCGUGUUGCCGUGUCACACAACGAAAUACCUCACAGACGAUGUGAGAGAUGCGAUGGAAGAAGUUCAGGGGUCUCCCUGGGUUACAAAAUGGUUUCGUGAAGAGUACUCAGAAAUGUCGAAGACUACAUCAGCGACCUCCUCUGACAAAGACGGCGGGUUUAACGCUGUGCUGAUCGCUCCCAUUCUCGCUGGUGUCCUCGUCGUCGUCGGCCUGAUUGCUCUGUUUGUAUUUGCGAAGCGUAAACGACAACGUAACAUUGAAGGAGACGCCCUCGAAGACUCGCUGAUCUACUUAGACACGUGCCGUCCUGACAGUUUAAAGCAAGACAACGCAGCUGAAAGUGAGUUCGCCCACGGUGACGGGUCCACCGCUAAAACACUCGAUGACACGUUGACUGUUUCGCACAAAGGUGUCGACAAGACCAUCAAGUUUAAGUCGAGUACCAGCUCUGCCAGUGACUUCGGUUCCGGGCCCAACAGUACCCUCCAAAUCCUGCUAAACAGUGAGGGCCUCAUUGGAAAACGAAUCCCCUACGACAGUCUCAGUUUCAAGAAAUCUCUGUCGAAAGGAGCAUGUGGAGAGGUGUGGCUGGGCGAGUACGAAGGCCAGCAAGUCGCCAUCAAGCGAUUGCUGCAAAUCAAAUCGCACCGCGCGGAUGAAGUGGAGGAGUUUGCACGCGAGAUUGAGCUUAGUGCCAGUUUGGUUCACCCCAACAUCGUGUCGUUUAUUGGUGUGGCGUGGAAUAGUCUCAGCAACCUGGUGAUGGCACUCGAGUUCUUCCCGAUGGGAGACUUGCAGGAGUAUCUGGCCAAGAAUGGCGACUUGUUGUCUUGGCCUCGGGACAAAAUCCAAAUUGCUGUUGGUGUAGGACGUGCCCUCGAGUAUUUGCACUGUCGGUCGCCUCCUCUGAUCCAUCGCGACCUCAAGUCAAAGAACAUUCUGCUGACAAGUCGACUGGAGGCCAAACUUAUCGACUUUGGUGUAAGUCGGGAUCGACAGGAGUACUCGAUGACUGCUGGAGUCGGCACGCCGUACUGGACAGCGCCUGAAGUCCUGGAAGGCAAGCGGUACACGGAGCAGGCGGACAUCUACUCGUUCGGGGUGGUGCUGACGGAGCUGGACACCAGCAAGGUCCCGUAUCACGACGCUUUGACAGCUGAAGGCAAGAAGCCAAAACCAUUCCAGAUUUUGACGGAUGUUAUGGCAGGUAUGUUGCGUCCUAGUUUCUCUGAGAAUUGCCCGUCAAGGAUCCGCCGUAUUGGUGUGGCCUGCUGCCAGCACGAUCCGAUUCGUCGACCGACGGCAGCUCAAGUUGCAGAUAUGUUGCAAGCAGCAGAUUAG
This is a messenger RNA of Phytophthora infestans T30-4, 2115 nucleotides long. RefSeq names its product protein kinase, putative. The record is from RefSeq and is a predicted model, not a curated record. Gene Ontology annotation, biological process: protein phosphorylation. Bases 1 to 2115 code for a protein of 704 amino acids. The transcript has a single exon. Gene Ontology annotation, molecular function: protein kinase activity; ATP binding. NCBI's taxonomy places the organism in Eukaryota, Oomycota, Peronosporomycetes, Peronosporales, Peronosporaceae.